Molecule: messenger RNA, 1309 nt
Organism: Theobroma cacao (cacao)
Lineage: Eukaryota; Viridiplantae; Streptophyta; Magnoliopsida; Malvales; Malvaceae
Product: putative proteasome inhibitor
Biological process (GO): proteasome-mediated ubiquitin-dependent protein catabolic process
Molecular function (GO): proteasome binding; endopeptidase inhibitor activity
Source: RefSeq, a predicted model, not a curated record
GGAAGUUGAACUGUUUAAUGUUCUUGCAGCAUAAGUUAACUUUACCUUUUUAACAAUCUGAAACCACGGACCACUGGGCUCUGAUCAACCGCGAAACCUCCUAUUUUUCUAGACUUCAUCAAAAAGCUCUUAAGAAACCAGUAAAUUACAAUCCAUCGAAAAGCUUCAAAGAUGUCAAACGAGAAAUCAGUAAUGGCGGUGAUUAGAGCAGCUAGACCUUCCUUUAGGAACGACCACGACAAAAUCGCUUUCGCCGUUCACGCCUCUUUUCUUUCAUCCGGUUUCGUCCUCACCGCCGCUGGCCCUCCCGCUUUAGCCGACAACGCUCUUUCCUCACCUUCUACUGAUGAGGUCGGAAUCGAUAACUGGAACGAAUUUGAUGAUCAUUACGCGUUUGUAUAUACGAAUCCCGAGAAAGGGUCGAAGAAAGUGUUGGUUAAAUGUCUGGUAAUGAAUGGGAAAUUGCUUGUUGAUGCUUUCGCUGAUGGCGGUUCUGAACCCGUUCAUCUUGAAAUCGACAUUGAUAACUAUGUUGGGGAGAAUGGGAGUGGAAAUUUCUCUGCACAGUAUAAGAAUUUGGAGAAGAUGGUGAGUAGUUUGGACAAAGAAGUUAUAUCCAAAUUAUACGGUAAAUCUUCAAAAUCAAGUUCAUCGAGUGAUCCUCCUAGUCUAGAAACAGGUGAAGGAUUGAGGCGUGAUGUUAAUGAUCCUGGUGUUAGAAUUAAUGAACCUGCAGGCCCUCAACCCCAUCCUUCAGGGGUAGUUGUUCCUCCAAUUUAUCCUAUGGGUGGUAGUGAUCUGUUUCCUGGGCCUGGUGCUGGAAUGUAUCCUACCAGGGGUGAUUUUGGUGGUGGUGGCAUGCUUCUAGGACCAAAUGAUCCUCGUUGGUUUGGUGGAGUUGGUGGAGAGCCUGGUUUCCCUGGAGCACAACCAGGUGUUCCUCCUGGUGCACGUUUUGAUCCAUAUGGCCCCCCUGGUGUUCCUGGUUUUGAGCCUAAUCGAUUUGUCAGAAAUCCGCGGAGACCUGGGGGUGGUACUCAUCCUGACCUGGAGCAUUUUGGAGGUGGUUCAGGUUUUAUUUAGAUGUGUCUGAAAGGUUUCGGUGUCCUUUUCUUCGCCCCCCCUUUUGAGCGGGUUUUCUGUUAUGGUGAUGGAGAAGGAUCUAAAGAUUGUACUAGACAUAAGAUGCAAGUUAUCCAGCUGUAUGAGGUUACUAAUCUUGUGAAUGUAAGGAACAACUAUGUCAUAUGGACAAAUUUAUCAAGCAAAGAGUUUGAUAAGUCAAAUCUGAGCAUUUGACUGAUGCUAA